AAAGAAAAGGACAGGAACAAAGAGGCGCAAAGAAAAGGCAGUUGGCCGGUUUUCCUUGCUUUGUCACUUCCCAUCUCCAAUUAAAGCCAACGUCUACCUUCGUAAACUCCGCAAGCCUAACCUACACACCCCCUGCGCAUUUUAUAAAACACCCAAACACUCACCACGGCGUAUUGAUAUCACACAAACGUUUAUGCAAACAGUUAUUCUUCACAAUCGGCACACUCUUAUCCUGCGCACGCGCUUCCUCUCCUCCAAUUCGCUCCUCGCCGUCGCCGCCGCCGCCGCCAUGUCUAUGAGCUCCUCUCUCGCUCUUCCUUCUGCUUCUCUCGCCCUCUCCGGCUCCUCCAAGUCCUCCAAUUGCUCCCCCCUUUGCGGUUUCGGAAAUGGAUUCCGGAGCUGCGGUGCCAGAAACCUUGGCCGAUCUCGCGUCUUCAUGAGCGUCUCCGUCGGAUCGCAGACCGUCGUCCACGACGGCUUGUUUGCCGAUUACAAGCCCAGCCUCGCCUUCCUCUUCCCCGGCCAGGGUGCUCAAGCAGUUGGAAUGGGAAAGGAGGCACAAAAUCUGCCUGCUGCUGCAGAGUUGUACAAGAAGGCAAAUGAUAUUUUGGGCUUUGAUCUUCUUGACGUUUGCAUCAAUGGACCAAAAGAGAAGCUAGAUUCAACUGUUAUAAGCCAGCCAGCUAUCUAUGUUACAAGUCUCGCCGCUGUAGAGUUGUUUCGUGCUCAGGACGGAGGUCAGCAGAUAAUUGAUUCUGUUGAUGUUGCAUGCGGUCUAAGUUUGGGAGAGUACACUGCUCUCGCCUUCUCUGGGGCCUUUAGUUUCGAGGAUGGCCUCAAGCUUGUUAAACUAAGGGGAGAAGUCAUGCAGGAAGCUGCCGAUGCUGCCAAAAGUGCUAUGGUCAGUGUCAUAGGACUGGAUUCGGAUAAGGUGCAACAGUUGUGUGAUGCAGCCAAUCAAGAAGUUGAUGCGAAUGAAAAAGUUCAGAUUGCAAAUUACCUAUGUCCUGGGAACUAUGCUGUAUCUGGAGGUUUAAAAGGAGUGGAAGCUGUCGAAGCAAAGGCAAAGUCAUUUAAAGCUCGCAUGACGGUGCGUCUGGCUGUUGCCGGUGCUUUCCACACUAGUUUCAUGGAACCAGCUGUAUCGAGAUUGGAAGCUGCAUUAGCGGCAACUGAGAUCAGAACUCCUAGAAUACCGGUUAUCUCCAACGUUGAUGCACAGCCCCAUGCAGAUCCCGACACAAUUAAGAAGAUAUUGGCAAGUCAGGUGACUUCUCCUGUUCAAUGGGAAACAACGGUCAAGACUCUUCUAACCAAGGGGCUGCAGAAGGGCUAUGAAUUGGGACCUGGAAAGGUCAUAGCCGGCAUUGUGAAGAGAAUGGACAGAGGUGCAGACAUUGAGAAUGUUGCGGCUUGAGAAGACAACAUCACCUUCCUUCUUCUGUAGCAUCCCGACUACUAUGAGAUUACAUCAAUACCAAUUGCGACAUAGCUAAAUCCGAAUAAUAUCCAGAGUCCAGCCGCCAAACCAUGAAUGGCAUUUGGAGCAAAUUUUUGGGAAGUGAGACUAGUUUUAUGGAAUCCAUAAACAAUAAUGUUUUAAUCAUGUAGCAUGAUGUGGUACUUCAAAUUGGAUUUAUGUUGGUGUGAGACUGUCAUGGACGACUUAAGCGUAUAGUUUGUUGAUUUGUAUGAAAUUAGGGUUCUAACCCUCAUGCGUUUCGGUA
This is a messenger RNA of Morus notabilis, 1727 nucleotides long. Its product is annotated as malonyl CoA-acyl carrier protein transacylase. Bases 194 to 1417 code for a protein of 407 amino acids. The transcript has 10 exons. Lineage: Eukaryota; Viridiplantae; Streptophyta; Magnoliopsida; Rosales; Moraceae. Gene Ontology annotation, molecular function: [acyl-carrier-protein] S-malonyltransferase activity. The record is from RefSeq and is a predicted model, not a curated record.